AUGGAAGCUCUCAACCUCUACUAUACUACUGCUUAUAGCGAUGGGCUUGAACCAGAACAGUUCCGAAAAAUGUUUAUUGGUGGUUUGUCAUCAACUACAACUGAUGAAGCUUUGAAAGAAUUUUAUUCUCAGUGGGGUGAGUUAGUGGAUUGUAUAGUGAUGAGAGAUCCAGCAACAAAACGUUCACGAGGAUUUGGAUUCGUGGAUGAUGCAAUGGCUGCUCGGCCUCAUGUGAUUGAUGGGAAAACGGUGGAUCCAAAGAGGGCUGUACCACGUGAUCAGUCUUCACGUAGUGAAGCAAACGUUUCGUCCAAACGUUUGUAUGUUUCGGGUGUUCGUGAAGAACACACUGAGCAAAUGUUCGAAGAUUAUUUUAAUCAGUUUGGUAAAGUACUGAAGGUCGAAAUUAUAGGCGAUAAAAAUACCGGAAAACCGCGAGGAUUUGCCUUUAUUUCUUUCGAUGACUAUGAUCCAGUAGAUAAAUGCGUAUUACAGAAAAGUCAUCAUAUUCAUAAUUAUCGUUGUGAUGUAAAAAAAGCUUUGAGUAAGGAGGAAAUGACGAAGGCUCAGCAGUUAGAUCGAGAACGUACAGAAAGAAUGGGACGUUCGCGAGGUACAGGCAGAUUUGAUCGUUAUGCUGCUGGACCUGGUGGUUAUGGUGGAGGAUGGGGUGGUCCACCUGGUGGUCAGUGGGGACCACCUUCAGGUGGUGGUGGAUAUGGUGGUGGCUAUGGAGGAUAUGGUCCACCAAGUGGAGGAUGGGGUGCCAGUGGUACCUGGGGUGCAGCUGCUCAAGGUGCUUGGAACAGUUCAUUACCAGGCUGGAAUGGUAACACUAGUGGUGGACAAGGUGGUUGGCAAGGAGGUGGUAAUGGGCAACCCUGGGGUGGAUCUGCUGGAAAUUCUGGUCAUGGUAGUUGGGGUGGUCGAUCAUACUAA
This is a messenger RNA of Thelazia callipaeda (thelaziosis nematode), 939 nucleotides long. The record is from the annotation of a GenBank genome assembly. Lineage: Eukaryota; Metazoa; Nematoda; Chromadorea; Rhabditida; Thelaziidae.